Henningerozyma blattae CBS 6284 is the source of this 915-nucleotide messenger RNA. RefSeq names its product hexaprenyldihydroxybenzoate methyltransferase (gene COQ3). The transcript has a single exon. The coding region runs from base 1 to 915 and encodes 304 amino acids. Gene Ontology annotation, molecular function: 2-methoxy-6-polyprenyl-1,4-benzoquinol methyltransferase activity. Gene Ontology annotation, biological process: ubiquinone biosynthetic process. NCBI's taxonomy places the organism in Eukaryota, Fungi, Ascomycota, Saccharomycetes, Saccharomycetales, Saccharomycetaceae. The record is from RefSeq and is a predicted model, not a curated record.
AUGAAUAGAAUGCAAUGUUUAAAAUCAAUUAAAGUAAGAAGGUCCCCUUGGAUACUUACAAGGUUCAAAUCUACAGAUGCUUCAGCAUCUGAAGUUGAACAUUUUAGAAAUCUGGCACCUACUUGGUGGGAUACCCAUGGCAAUCAAAGAAUUCUUCAUUUAAUGAAUUUAGCAAGAUUAGAUUUUAUACAGAGAAAUAUCCGGAAUACAAUCAAAAUUGAGAAUUCAGAUAUUUAUGUUCCUGGAUUUAAUUAUAAAAAAUUUUUACCAAAGGAUAUAUCUACAGCAGUCCAAGAAGAAUUUGAUAAUGAGAUUGAAAAAAUAUUAAUUUCGAGGAAAUUAAAGGUAUUAGAUGUUGGAUGUGGAGGAGGUAUACUUGCAGAAUCAAUGGGUAGGUUACCAUAUGUUCAACAUGUUACUGGGGUUGAUUUAACCAAGGACUGUAUUGAAGUGGCCAAACUUCAUGCCAAAAAAGACCCAGCUCUUAAGGGGAAACUAACGUAUGAAUUGAAAGCAGUUGAGGACGUAGAGCCAAACGAAGGGUAUGAUAUAGUGACGUGUUUUGAAAUGUUGGAACAUGUUGAUUCACCAAGUUCUAUUCUUAGCCAUUCGUGGAGAAAAUUGAAACCUAAUGGUAUUUUGUUUAUAAGUACAAUCAACAAGGAUUUAAUAUCAUGGUUUACUACAAUAUUUAUGGGAGAAUAUGUGUUGAAAAUUGUUCCAGUUGGGACUCAUCAUCUUAAUAAAUAUGUAAACUCCAAAGAUAUUAUUAAAUGGUUUCAAAGUACAGUACCAAAUAAAUAUCAAGUGAUGGAUGUGAAAGGUACUAUGUAUUUACCUUUUAAGGCAUGGGUUGAGCAUAACUGCAGUGAUGUUGGCAAUUAUUUCUUGGCCAUAAAGAAAUUACCAAAAUAA